Molecule: messenger RNA, 2443 nt
Organism: Panicum virgatum (switchgrass)
Lineage: Eukaryota; Viridiplantae; Streptophyta; Magnoliopsida; Poales; Poaceae
Product: F-box/LRR-repeat protein At3g03360-like
Exons: 6
Coding region: 796-2355 (519 amino acids)
Molecular function (GO): protein binding
Source: RefSeq, a predicted model, not a curated record
GCACGAGCUGAAUUUUUUAAACCUAAUUAAUCCAUAAUUGAUAUUAUUUGCCAAAUAACAACGAAAUAUGCUACAAUAUUAAAAUUUAAUUUUUUUCACCAACUAAACACACCCCCAAUUCGUCUGCCGGAAUGGGAACAGUACGAAUUACUGCAAUUAUUUUUAUUAAUUGUUUUCUCAGGAGAACCGUAGUGCUGCAGGUGCGCAAGCAGCUCGCCCAGGUUGAUCUUAACGAUGCAACCUAGAUGUCUCACCGGGUGCUGAGACCGUGCGUGCAUGGGAAGACGUGUGAGUGUGCGUUAGUAUAGCAUGUUUCGAGACUACUCGAAUAGAUUCAUUUGUGUUAAAUCUGAUUUAGCGUCCACGUCUAACCUCUUAUAUGAUAGGCUAAUGCUCCUGGCUAUAAAAAAUAGUUUUUCAGUUUUUGGAAGGAGACCGUAAAAAUGGGAUUACAAAUAUUAGUCUUUGCAGUUUUACUAUUGAACCUAUAUUUUAUAGACACUGAUGAUCCCACAGUGUCACUGAGAAUGGCAAAUUCACGAGUGAUCAAUGUUUGCAAUUUUAAUAUUGCAAUUUUUUCUAACUUUUGCGGCAUGUGUUGUACUUGCACUUGCUUAGUUGCUUUCUAGUACUGUAAUGGAAAGGCAGAGCACCUGCUUCGAAAAAAAUGAAUUUCAGACGGAGAUGAAGCCAGCCAAACCGCUUCUUUGAAAUGACCAUCGAGCCCCAAGCCGAUAAGAACAAAAAGCCUGACUCCUCUCUCUCUCGGCCGCGCCGGCGAACGGGCCGCCCGAGAUGAGCUCCAGUUCGCCGCCCGGGCACCCGUCGCACCCGGAAUCAGCAGAUGACUGCAUUCCACUAGAGAAGAGGACAUGGCGUAAUGUCAAGAAACAUGCACAGAAUUCUGAUAGGAUCAGCACACUCCCAGAUGAUAUUUUGAUCAAAAUACUUUCGCUAAUGACAGUAAGGGAGGCUGCAAGGACUGAUGUUCUUUCCCCAAGAUGGAGACACCUCUGGGAAAACAUCGACCAUCUCAUCCUUGAUAUGGAUACUUUUGGGAUGCAAGUGCCAGCAAAUUCAGAUUAUCAUGGAAAUCCUGAUUUCUUGAAUUCAGAGGCUACAAAGUUUGUGAAUAAAGUAAUUGGGGUUCUGAGACACCAUAAAUGUAACAGAAUCAAGAAAUUCGAGGUUAAGUUCCCAUUAUCCUCAGUCCAUGCUUCAGAGCUAGAUCGCUGGGUUGCAUUUGCAGCGACAUCCGGUUCAGAAAUGGUUAACUUUAUCCUUUCCAACUAUAAUGGCAUGGUGCGGUUGGACACACAGCAUGCAAAGCGAUACUUGUUCCCUUUGGAGCAUUAUGUUGAUUUGGGAGGCUGCCAAUUGCGCUAUAUAUUUCUAUCCACAUGCAGUUUUAAAACAGUGCCUGCAAACCUCAUUGGAUUCCCUUAUCUGGUUUCCCUGAGACUCGACUUUGUGAAAGUGGUUGAUGAGGUUCUUCAGAGUAUUAUAUCCAGCUGUCGUGCUCUCCGUCAGUUAUAUCUGGGAAGAUGUCAUAAGUUGAUCAAUCUGAGAACUUCUCAUGCAGAACUGUUGGCCUUAGGAGUUCAUAACUGCAGGAGAUUAUUAAGUAUCAGUAUUCAUGCUGAAAAGCUCAAGCAUUUCUCAUACAUGGGUAAUAAGGUCGUCAACAUUGAGUAUGAAUGUGCACCAGUUCUUUGUGAACUUAAUGCUCUUUUUCUGCAUGGUGGUGAGUUCCCUUUAGAAUGCAUAGGUGUAUGCCCUGAACUCAAAACACUGAGGUUGCAGUUCCCCUCUCGUUUACAGGUAUCUCGUAUACUACAUCUCAGUGGAAGAUUCACCAGUUUGAAGGAAAUUAUGUUGUGUAUCUUGACAUCUUGGAAAAAGAGCAUCCGUUUUGUCCCUUAUCUGCUUAAAGCGGCCCGUUUAGUAGAAAGACUGGAGCUUGAGGUCCAUGGCAGCCUGCGUCCACCAAAAAUGCUGAAGAUUAGAUGGCCCAAGAAUUUUACACCUACAAGGCUCCACACAAUUAGGAUUGGAGGCUUUAGUGGGGAAUCUGAAAUGGUGCAACUUGUAUUCUUUCUGUUAAGUUGGUCACCUAUGUUGAAGACACUAACAAUUGACACACAUCCACGCAACUACGUUGGCUACAACAAAUGGAAGAGGGAGGAGUCUGAAGAUGAUGCAAGGAGUAAUUAUGCAAGGGACAACUACGUUGGCUACAGCAAAUGGAAGAGGGAGGAGUCUGAAGAUGAUGCAAGGAGUAAUUAUGCAAGGGACGUGGUGUCAACUCACUUGGCCCCUAAUGUUCCAUGUACCGUGAAGCUCACUAUUAUGUGACUGUUGUGCUAUUGAUAAGAAUGUCACGGUCGUUACCAAUUAUGUAUGAAGUAGGGCAUUUUGAGCAUGUUAUGGGAAACCAGUUUGC